UAUUAAUGAGUUUGAGAAGAAUAUAAACAGCAGAGUGUGUUAACAGUAUGGCGGUUAUACGAAGCGCUUUUGAUGUUCCCAUUCCUGAUACUCCUCAGUCAUUUCCACACUUUAUCUUAGCGACGUUCGAACGGCAUGGGGACAAAAUAGCUAUGGUUGAUAACUCCUCUGGCCAAUUCUAUACUUAUAAAGAGUUGAAGCGUUUGAUUAUGAAAUGUGGUUCUGCUCUUCUUCAAGAAGGGUUUGAAGAAAAUGAAGUGGCUGCAAUAAUUUUACCAAAUGUCGUUGAAUUUCCAAUCGUACUUUAUGGAAUAACGGCAAUUGGCGGAAUCGUUACUACAGUGAAUCCUGAAUAUACUGUAAAUGAAAUGAUUCACCAAUUACAAGAUUCUGGUGCUUCGUACAUAGUAACACUUCCAUGUUUAGUCAAAAAGGCGAUAGAAGCAUCUACAAAAAUAACUGUAAAGAAUAUUUUUGUCCUUGGAGAGGCAGAAGGAUGUAUAUCACUUUCUAAUAUGUUACUGGAGAAUGACGGUUCAUAUUUCCCCUUAAACUUUGUCCCAAAAAGCUGGAAAGAAGAUGUUGUCUUCUUGCCUUACUCAAGUGGUACUACAGGUUUUCCAAAAGGCGUUAUGCUAACACAUUACAACCUUGUUGCUCACGCUCUUAUUGCGACACAUGAAAGUUUUUAUGUUGUGCCAGAGGAUGGUUUGGUCAUGCUUGGUUUAAUGCCAAUGUUUCAUAUCUAUGGUUUAAGCGCCCUUCUUGGUUUAGGGCUGUACCUUGGAGGAAAAAUCAUAUGUAUGGUGAAAUAUAGACCUGCAGCAUUUUUAGAAUGCAUCCAAGAACAUAAGAUGAAGCAGUAUGAAUUAUUUUGCUGUCCACAGCUUAAUGCUCUCAACAUCGUGCCGCCUAUUGCAAUCUUUCUUGCAAAGGAUCCUUUGGUUGGAAAUUUUGAUUUGUCCCAUUUAAAGAGUAUUAUGUGUGGUGGCGCUCCGCUUGGAGAGGAUGUAAUCUACCAACUAAAAUCAAAGCUUCCACACGUUCAGAACAUCAGACAAGGAUAUGGAAUGACCGAAACUUCUCCAUCGUGCAUAUGUCCAAGAGUGGAUUUCUAUAAGCCAGGAUCUGUAGGCGUUUUGCUACCAAAUCUUCAAGCCAAGGUUAUUGACCUUGAAAAUGGCUCAAAUAAUGGAUCUCGACAGAUUGGAGAAAUUUGUGUUAAAGGCCCGGUCGUCAUGAAAGGUUACCUCAACAACCCCCAAGCCACAAAAAAAGCAAUUGAUAGUGAUGGCUGGCUGCACACAGGAGACAUUGGUUACUACGAUGACGACGAACAUUUUUUUAUAGUAGACAGAAUUAAAGACGUUAUCAAAUUCAAGGGGUUUCAGGUUGCACCAGCAGAAAUAGAAGCAAUCUUGUUGACUCAUCCUAAGAUUAAAGAUGCAGCUGUUAUUGGAGUGCCCAACGAAGAAGCUGGCGAACUGCCAAAGGCGUUUGUUGUGAGAAGUGAAGGUAUAACUAAACAAGACAUUUUACAUUUUGUGGCGGUUAAAGUUGCCCCUUAUAAAAGGCUAAGAGGUGGAAUCGAGUUUGUAGAAAGCAUCCCAAAGAAUGUUACCGGAAAAAUCUUGAGACGUGCACUGGUAGCAUUUAAACACAAAUUAUAGCUUUAGCGAUAUCUACUGGGUGACAGUGUUGGUUCUGUGAAAGAUCGGUCAUGAGAGUUGCCAUGAAAAACAAUUUUUCCUGCAAAUGUCAGAUUUGCUUAAACUGUUUGAGAAAGCAAUUUUUUUUCAACGGAUUAGCCUAUGAAAACUUUCUUCAGUGGCACCUGAUUAAUCGGGAAUGCGUGAAAAACCUUAACUUUCAAAUUUAAUCUUAGUGUUAUAUCUUACGUUUACUUUUUACUAACAUUAAUUAAGAAACAAUCCAAAUUUUAAUUUUAAGAUAAAGAAGAUGUGUAUGAUAAGGGUCUAGGCUGCUGAUAUUAUACGAUUAUUGGAUGAGGUUGAGCAUGUUAUAGUAACUUAUCAAGGCCAAGGACGUGUUAUCUGCCGAAGCCGUAGGCUGAUAAUUGAAAAAUUAAACGAGCCUUACCUGUAAGGUGAAGUUUGAUUGUGAUUCUACCAAAUCCAGGGUGACGCGCUGAGGGUUAACAUGAGAUGCACACGUGCUGCCGUGGAUGCUCAGAGUUUUAAAUGUUGUGGACACGAUAUAGAGAAAAAAACGGGUAAAAAGCACGGGUGGGAAAGCAGAAUAACUGUAAGGGAGGGCAUGUUAACCCUCAGCGCGUCACCCUGGAUUUGGUAGAAUCACAAUCAAACUUCACCUUACAGGUAAGGCUCGUUUAAUUUUUCAAUUCUACCAAAUCACGGUGACGUCACUUCCGGUUAACAUGAGCCUUUAAAGCAAUUAUUGUGGACACAACCACUAUUGACAAACAAAACAAAACUUUAUUAUGACAAUAACAAUUUAUCUUAAUACCGCUGCAGCAAAAUCAGUAAGCACAGGUUUAUUAUAGAAUGUCUGGAAAGUUGAAACUUGAGACCAUCCUAUGUGCUUCAAUAUUUCAUCAGUUGGAAUCAUCUGGCUUGCUUUGGAUGUAGCAGCUGCUCUGGUGCUGUGAGCCUUGAACUUUGUUGUA
Actinia tenebrosa (Australian red waratah sea anemone) is the source of this 2647-nucleotide messenger RNA. RefSeq lists its product as uncharacterized. Gene Ontology annotation, molecular function: CoA-ligase activity. Lineage: Eukaryota; Metazoa; Cnidaria; Anthozoa; Actiniaria; Actiniidae. The record is from RefSeq and is a predicted model, not a curated record.